CUGAGGUGAAAGAAGGAAGAAGCUAGCGCACAUUUUCAGGGCGUAUUGAUUUGUGGUGAUUUUAUACUACGUCUUGCAAAUCGCCAGUACAUGUUCUGGCACAAGCAGUGAAUCUGGAACUGCCAAGUUUCUGGCCAACCCAAGCCUUGUUGGCUCAAUGACUGGACCAACGCUCGGCUUGGAAGGGUAACUCAAAACUGAAGUGUUGCUGCGCAACACGGAGAAGAUAAUAAGUCAGUUUUGUGAUGGCUGGGAGGGAUAUAUCCACCCAAUAUGCCUCGCCAGACCGUAGUAAUGAUUGGGAACAUCAGGUACCAGCCUCGACCAGAGACGAUGAUAAACGUUCCGCUUCACCUGGUGUAUCACAGGCCCGGCAGCAUGCACGGUGUAAUUGGGAAGCAAUUGGAUACGAGAAAGCGUAUGGUAUGUUGGAAGUAUUUACUAGCAACAUCCUCUCCGCAGAAGGUGACUGCAAAUCAAAGCGACGCGCUAGAUCAGUCAACUCUUUCGUGUACCCGUCAGCCACAACAUCGUUUUCUGGAGAUUUGAAAGAUGGUACGGUGGAUACGAAAGAAAGCGAAACUGAAGAAAGGCGUAGUGCUUGCGAAGGUGCUGUGAUGCGUGCGGCCAAUGGUGAUACAUCUGAAGCCAAGUUGACUGAAGCAGCACAGACGAGAUAUGAUGCAGUGAAGGAAGAGCUGGAUAGUUGUUACAACUGUGAUAUGGUAAAAGCCCGGGAUUGUCUGAAGGGCUUAUUCCAACAUCAUGAUCAAGGCCAAGUAGGCCAUGACGGUGGCAGACCGUUAUCUGAAACAUAUGGCUGUGUUUCUUGUCAUAGCCCAGUUCAGCUGGACCACAGUCAAGAUGCUACACACAUGAUUGAUGCUGGCUUUGUGCCUAUGCGUGGAUUUGUCAAGACGGAAGUCUUUAAGCAACCGGAGCAAGAUGUCCAGCAGGCAUUAUUCACCCGUGCAACGGCAUCCACCUCCAGGAAACAAAUUGUAGCUGCCGCUAUUAAUCUGAAAUCACUCAAGCCUGGUCCACUGUCCAAGUUACCACCUGUUAUGCUGAAGUCAUCAUCCGCAACAGAGGAAGAAGAAAUUCGACUGAUGCAGUUAUUGAGAGAGAGGCGAGCAUUGCCUGUGACACUACUACCCAGGAGCAGAGAUGCACCACUUGCUCCAAAGAAUGUGAAGAGAUCACGUCAAGCCGAGCGUUUGGAACGGCAAGCCUGGUUUGCACUAAAACCAGCUGAGUUGCUGUUUGAGAAUACUUUAAAGGGCCAAUCCUAUCAGAAAUCAUUUCAAGUCAUCAACAAGAGUGGUGUGCAGAGAGUUGUCAACUGUCAAGUAUCGGACUUUCAGUCAAACAGUAGCCGUCAGCAGUUUUCACUGGUCAAAUGCAGGUAUCCUGGCGGGGCUGCUCGGGGAGCUGGUGGCGACAAUGUUUGUGUCACUGGUGAUACUGUGACUCAAGUCAGCACUAUUGGUCGUGACACCAUGGCUCUUGGCCAUGCUAGUGGUGACAUUGGGUCUUGUAAAGCUGAUAGUACCAGUACUGGUAGUGCCAAUACUGCUGGUGCUUGUACUGGUGACUGUGAUAUUGCUACCUCACUUGCUCCUGGCAUGGCUCUGACGUGUACUGUUGAGUACCAUUGUGAUGGCAAUUAUCCAGCUGCAUCUUCCGUACGGGUGCGCACUCAUAACCCAGAGCAAGACUUGAUGGUGGAACUGAAAGCACAACCUCCUCAGCUAAAUAUCAAAUGGUUAUCUGCCAGAGCUGCUGGUCAAGAGAGUUCUGGUGCGACUGGAGCUGUUACAGGCAGUAUCCACUGUGGACAAGAUGAUAGUGUUGAGUUGGAUUGUGGAUAUGCACUGGUCGGUACCUCUAUCAGCCGUAUAUUCACAUGUAGGAAUGACGGUAUUGCCGGCCAGUUCUCUAUUACUCCCCACGCAGAUAACACCCUAUCCGCCAGUGAUGAAGUCUCUCAUGAUGGUCUUGCCGUGGGAAAUUUUGUUCUGGUACCGGAUGUGUUCUCCCUGGACCAUGGAGAGGAGCAAGAUAUUACAGUGAAGUACACUGCAGAGUCACUGACAAAUUCCAAUGAAUGGAUCACAUUCUCUUUCAAUGAUUCUCAGCACAGGUCUAUCCUUUUAUCAGGUGCUUCAGAGCUAGCUGCCGUACAAAUCAGUGGUGAAGAUGUGCAGGAGAUUGUCACAAGUGCAGAUAAUUGCUGCAAGCAUUACAAUGUCUCCCUGCCUAAUGCGACCCGCAACGUGUCUGCUGAGAUGACACUAAAUCUGGAGAAUGUCAGCCAUAUGGACAUUGGAUAUGAAUGGCAAGUAGAGUUACCACAGCAUGCUGCCGUUGCUACUGAAUGCAAGAACGAUACUGCCAGUGGCAACAGAGGCAAGAGAGCAGAAAAGGCACCAAGUUCACGUCUUCCUCUGCCUGCCUGGCUGCCCAGAGAAGCAUGCCGUUUCACCGCGCUACCAACCGAAAGUGUAUUGUUGUCUUGCAGCGUCUCACAGUUCUCUAUCUCUCACAAGUCACAUGAGAUUGGCCUCUUCACUGCUGAUGCACAUCUGCUUGCCAUGCCAUUAUCCGGGACUUGUCCGUCAGACUUGCUCGGAAAGGAUCAGGUGGCACAACGUCAAUGCUUAGCAGUCUUGCACAUCACUGCGCAAGUCGAUGUAUCUACAGUUCAAUUCUACCCAUCAGUUGCUAUGUUUCCACCAGUGCUGGUUGGUAAACCUGCCAGUAUGAACAUACAGUGUGUUAAUACCAGCCCAAAUAAGGUCUCUCUGCAGUGGAUGGGUAUUGAGGACACAGAUCUGGUGGAUGAUGUAUCCAUCACACCAUCUAGUCAUGCUAGUCUUGCACCAGGUGACAGUGUGUCAUGUUGUUUGACCAUUGCCGCUAAGAGCUCAAUACCAUUGCAGAGCAACUUGUUGUGUCGACUACUACCCGAUGGAGCCAUUGUAAAGCUGCCUAUCCUGUUGUCUGAUGUGAAGGGGCCGGAAGUAACCAUGAAGAGCACUCAUCUAGAUUUUGGUGUGGUACGGCAAGGAGUGAAUGCUUCUCUUAUGCUACAAGUUAGCAACAUUUCUGAUGCUUCAGCUCACAUCACUCUCAAGGAUGUCAGUGAACACUCCCUGUUGAGAUUUCUACCAUCACCUGAUCUGAAACUGGAACCUAAAGGAUCGCGUACAGUGGUCGUCCAUCUCAUUGGCAAAGAAGUGAAAACAGUUGAUACUGUUGUAAAGUGUCAUGUUCGGAAUGGAGCCACAACGUGCUUGUCAGUGACUGGAUGUGUAGAACGUAUUCAAGCUAGUCUUGAAUCGGAUACACUAGAGCUAGCAAAUGAUGACUUCUUCGUAUACACACCUACAAGCGUCACUACCAAGCUGUGUAACCAUUCGAGGUUACCAGCAGCAUUCGUUUGGCAGCCAAUAUUUGGUUGUAGUUCCAAGCACUGUGAAGUGUCCAUCAAACCUGAGUCCGGUGUCUUGGAGUCACUAGAAGAAAUAGAGAUGUCCUUCACGGUCACUACUGCUAAAUCGGGUGCUUUGGAGGAGUUGCUAGUGUGGUGUGAAGUGCAGGGGAUGGACAAUGCAAUUAUUGCUCGAAUCACUGGAAAUGCUCAAGGUCCUGAAGUAUCCUGCCAGGAUUCUAUCAUUCACUUUGCCGAGGAGUGCAAACUUGGUAACAGCGUGGAGACUACGAUCUUCUUGCACAACCCUAGCCCUGUAUCAGUGUUGCUAGCUUGUUCAUUUGAAGAGUUCCCUGCAGUCAGUAGCAGCAAUGAAAUGACAACUGUCAGCACACUGUCUCUUGAUGAUGGUGCAACAGGCAGGACGGUCAACAUGAGUGGUAUGACCACUGGCAGUGCGGAUGCUGGUAGAUACAGGAGAAGUGCUCUACGUGCUCGUGAAUUAACGGGACAAUUACCAUCAGAAGUUGGUUUGUUGCCGAAGAUGAAGUUUGAGAAUCUUCCUUACAAUCAGUCCUAUGCACUGAAAGCUAGGGAAUUUGAAUUGUCCGCCGCUCUGAAAGGAGAGCAUGGAGCUGCGUUUACUUGUUUUCCAGCAGUAGUUGACUUGAAGGCAAAGUCAACAGCUGCUCUUAGAGUGCGUGCUUAUGCUGAUAUGUGGGGUGUUUACAAGGAUCAUCUUCUGGGUCAGGCAGAGAAUAUGAAGGAUUUGCGCAUCCCCAUUCACUUGGUUGCCACUGGCAGUCCACUGGCUUUCACGACAUCAUCGUUGAUGAAGGAAAAUUCCCAUCAUGGUCUCAUCAACUUCGGCGCGUUAUCUCCGUAUGUACAGGGUGCUGUUGAGCGUUCAGUAGAGAUACGAAACACAAGUUCAUCUGAUAUUCGCGUGGACUGGGAACUGAGGAGAGUGAGAAAUGAUUUUGGUCAACGACGGCACACUGCUAGUGACAUGGCAGGCUUCACUCAAGGCAAACCGGAAGGUGGCGAAGGUGCCGGCCAAAAUGUUACUGCUGAUGGUGUGUUAGCCAUGGCACAAGAGCCUUCACAGAACCAGCAGCAGCAGCAGCAGCAGCAGCAGCAGGAAAGUCAAGGUGAUGAGUGGCAAAUUUCAACAUUGACCGAGGAAGGAUCAUCCGGAACAGUAGCAUGGACAGAGGUCGCCAGUAAUGAAGAAAAAGGCUUGAAGCGGUUUCUUGACUUUGAAGUCAUUGCUGGUGACCCCUUCCCGAUACUGGAGGCUGGCACUGAGCGCAUGCAGGAGAGAGACUACUAUGGCUGUGAAGAGCUUGUGCACAGUUCUACACCAGUCAUCCAGUAUCCAGAGGAGUGUAGCUUGCUCUACUGUCAACAUAACUAUGAAGAUAUGUAUCUAUCUACCACUGACUGUGCUGCUCCGCGAUUACACAGUGCAGCUGCUGCAUCGACAUCUACAGCUGCUUCUGACAAACACCAGCUGAAGUGCUGUGAAAAUUCAGCUCAUCCUCAAAGUGUUGCCUACAUCAAAGUGCGUGUGUCGUACAGUCAAGGUGAAUCACCGGCAAAGCUAUUCUCGAUUUCACCGACACAGAUGCUGAUUCCAGCACAUGGCCGUAGAACUGUCCAUGUGAGCGCAUCACCAUCACAUCUAUCCCCUGCUGAUAGAUCAAGUUCUCAAGCCCUUAUUGCUGAGGGGUAUUUGAGUUUGGAUCAUUGCCACUCAACCAAGUUCCAGCAAAGCACUAUCUAUCGUCCUCAAGGAUACGCUGCAGAACCCAUGAAACUUCUCCUUGCGGCCAGCAUUGAACAGGAGAGACUGAGUAUAGAAAAAUUGACUAACACAGAGUGGAUUGCAUCUCCUGCGGAGUUUAUCACUCGCCGUGGAUGCAACAACCAGUAUGAUCCUCAGUGGACUCGUCAUUCAUUCAUUUUGCAAAACACAACGAGUGCAGCGAUGAAAGCAGAACUUACUAUUGGUCCACCUUUUCAACUGAUGACAUCUUCGUCAUCGUCAUCAGUAUCCCCAUCAGUAGGUACUUCAGCCGCUAACAUGAUGUCUAAGGGUGCGUGCAACUCAGAAUCUCUCCGGAAACCUACUUCAUUGGAGGUUGUCUUCAAGCCACGUUCCGUUGUGACGGUAAGCAUUGGGUUUGAGCUGAGGUAUGACUGGCUGCAAGAAUUCCUCAAUGACGGACAUUCUGAUGUUGGAGAUGGGCACAAUCAGCAAGGUGCCGUCAAGAAAAAGAAAGCAGCAGCAGCAGCAUCACCAACCAGCGUGCACACUAGACUAAAUAAACAGGUCAUCAAAUACCGUAGCAGGCUAAGGAUCAAGUAUGAAAAGAACAAGGCACCGUCGCAGGUAUGUUUUAACAAGGCACCGUCGCAGGAUUUUCCAUUGACUGUGACCGUCCCACUUGCUCAGUUACACUUAGUCACCAAUGUCAUAUCGUUUGGCACAGUGUCCAUGGGCCACACUGUCGUCAAGACUGCCCAUUUGAAGAAUGUCUCCCUGUGCCCGGCAAGCUGGUCUCUAGAAAAGACAAGUUGCUGUCAGGAUUGUUUUGUGGUGGUGUCACCUCAUGCCGGUCUUAUUCAAGCUAAGCAUGCUGAUGAUCUUUUAUCAAGCGUUCUCAUCUCCGUCAUGUUCACUCCUAAAGAGGAGAAAGCAUACAAAGGAUCCAUUCGAAUUCAAGUGCGACUAUCAAACAACCCCACUGUGAAUUUAUCGUUUACCGGCCGUGGUGUACUGGACCAAGGACAAGCAGACAAGUCAGAAAUCUGAGGAAUUCAAGUGAUUCUCGUGUACGUUCGUCCAGAACGUUAGUCACCACCUCAAGUGACAGCAACAGCAGUACUGGUGUAUCUGUUGCAAUAUGAAGCUUGAGUAAAAAUUAAUUUUGAGAUUGUCAAGUGUUAUAAUUAUAUCGUAAACCAACGUACUGCAAGUCAAAUCAAUAUACAUAACACAAUGGCUGAUGCUACUUUUACAAGAAUAGAAAAUUUCCUGUCUCCAAGAAAGUUUUAGAAUUAUAUCUUUUUAUUUUUUAUUAUUCGCUAGCUGUCAAGAGAUUGAGUUUCUGUUAUCAAACUCGGAUGGUGAGCCAGCUAAGGAGCUUGUGCCUUAGGCCCAUGCUCUGUGAGUACAGCUUCAUUCAGCUGCAUUACUUCAAACUA
Molecule: messenger RNA, 6643 nt
Organism: Sycon ciliatum
Lineage: Eukaryota; Metazoa; Porifera; Calcarea; Leucosolenida; Sycettidae
Product: deleted in lung and esophageal cancer protein 1-like
Exons: 37
Coding region: 246-6251 (2001 amino acids)
Biological process (GO): negative regulation of cell population proliferation
Cellular component (GO): cilium; cytoplasm
Molecular function (GO): tubulin binding
Source: RefSeq, a predicted model, not a curated record